AAUACAAGAGAGAGAGAGAGAGAGACGCACAUCAUACCUUCUCUCUCUCUAAGACUUCUCAAACACCACCACAGCAACAAUGUCUACAGAUCUAGAAUUCCGGCAAGAAUUGCCUCAACUCCGACUAGCGGCGAUCAGAAUCAGAGCUUCACUGCUCUCUGAAACCACCGGCGACGAUUCCACCGCCACAAUUCAGACACCAAAAAGCGGAGGCGAUGACGAAUGCCAUACGCCAAAAUCGCCUGAACACAAAAUUCCGGCGAUCCUAAUCUGUCCGCCGGCGCCGAAGAAGCCGAAGCGCUCAGUUUCUUGCAAGAGAAAGCUCUGCGAGCUUGAGUUCUUCGAGAUCGUGGCUCGAGAAGAGGUUGAGUCUUUUUUCAGAUCGAGUUUUGAUGAGUUCGUUGAUGUGAAUCUGAAGAGAAGGUGUCCUUGUAUAUGAAUGAAUCAUCAUUCAGCUCAAUUUUCUCGGAAUCCGGAGAAAUUCUCUCUCUGUCUCUCUCUCUCUAUAUAUAUAUAUGAUCAGCAACAUAUAUGCCACUUUGAUUAUUUGUUCUUUAAAUAUUCUUGUUAAUAUCAGUCAGUCUGGAAAAUUCACGUAAUUUGGAUCUAAAAUAUAGUUUAUCACCAUGAAUUUGUUGUCCAUAUUCUAUUUAAUUAAAGUCAUUCUGAAUUGUUUUCGAA
Messenger RNA from Camellia sinensis, 681 nucleotides. Lineage: Eukaryota; Viridiplantae; Streptophyta; Magnoliopsida; Ericales; Theaceae. The record is from RefSeq and is a predicted model, not a curated record.